Molecule: messenger RNA, 2212 nt
Organism: Anopheles darlingi
Lineage: Eukaryota; Metazoa; Arthropoda; Insecta; Diptera; Culicidae
Gene: Zw10
Product: centromere/kinetochore protein zw10
Exons: 3
Coding region: 16-2094 (692 amino acids)
Biological process (GO): mitotic spindle assembly checkpoint signaling; endoplasmic reticulum to Golgi vesicle-mediated transport
Cellular component (GO): RZZ complex
Source: RefSeq, a predicted model, not a curated record
GUUGGUUUCACAAAAAUGGAGAAAGUGGAUUAUAAACCGUUCGAAAACGUUUCUUUCAGCGUCACCGAGGUGCUGUCCUGCAUCCGGAAGCACCAGGAUGAGGUACGUGAUCUCGUGCGGGGCCAGUAUGUGGACUUUAUGCCCAGUGCCCACGACUACCAUUUGCUGCUGGAUAGCGCGAAGCUGUUGGAGGUAGAAAUCGGGGAACUGCGGACCACCAUGAACCAGCUGAGCGUUGACAAAUCCAGCGCCGCCCGGAAUGAUCUGUGCCAGUACCAGCGUGAUCUGGAGGAGGGCGUGCGAGGAUACAAAAUCGCCAAAAAGCUCCUUUCAAUCCACGAUCUGUUUGAAGCGCUUAGUCGGACGGAAAAUUCGUACGAGAAGCGGGCACACAUGCUCGCCAAGAUCAAGCAGCUGCUGAACGAUAUCGAGGAUCCGGUGCUACCCGAGCUGCACUGCUUCCAGAACAUGAUACUGCGCUACGAAAUCGAAUACAGUGGGUUGAUCAACGAUCUCAACACGCAGUUCAAGAAACUGGUGAUGUUACAGCAGCGCACCUUCCACAACACAAAAUCCGUCACGAUUAAGAUCUGCAAGGACGAAGUGCAGCUGUGCCAGGUGGUGGUGGCUCUGUUGAAAACCCAGCACAACUUUCGCUUCGUUUGCCGGUUCCUGCUGGAUGAAGUGUUUGCUCCCGUUAUCGUGAAGCCUGUCUCGUUGAUCUGCGACGAGAAGAGUGACGAUGAGCACGUCCAGAUACAGCUCUCCUACCAGUUGAAAGUCGCGGAAGAACUACGCCCCGGUUACAAGACGGUACUCUCCAACAUGAUUCAAAUUUUCUACAACCUAAGCAACAUGAACGCCGUGCUGUCGGAGGAUGAGUGUCUGUUUAAGGUGUUGGCCAGGCAGAUGAAGAAGGAGCUGUGUGAGAUGUUGAUCGAGCAAUGCCUCGAACGCGACAUUCCAGGGACUAUCGAAGGUAUGAAAGACUCACCGAUGGUAAAGGAUGUGACCGAUUUCAACGGAAUUCUUACAACAUUCAACUUUGUUGAUGGGGAAAACGACACCCGGCUUGAGGAGUAUGCCAACUCGAUUGAAUCCAUCCAUCACAAGAAGUUGUGUGACAACGUGCUGGAAUCGGCGCUGGAAAUCAUGAAACGGGAAAGCCAUGAUAUGGUCGUGAUCGAACAGCACGAGUACCAGUUCGCCAGUAGCACUAACACCGCGACCGGGCAGUCUUCGAACUGCAUGGUCACGCGCACCGCGGUCGAGAUGAAAAAGUUCCUCGAUAAGGUACUGACCGAGGUGCAGACGCAGCACGGCGAGGCGGCCGACCAGUUAGUCAAAACCAUUGCCACCAUUCUGGAGCGCUAUACGGUCGAUGUACCGAUGGCCAACGAGAAGCUGCUCUUCAAGAUUCCUCAACAAUCGGCUCUGUUUCGAAACGAUUGCUCCUACCUGAAUUACUGGCUCCAGAAGAACGAUGACAAGCUAAAGGAACACUGCUCUUUUGCAUGCAUUUCCGAGUCACUGAAAACGUGUGGAGAGGAAAUAUUUCAGCACCAGCUGAGCAGUCAACGUACCCAGAUGUUACAAGCGCUGAACGGAUUCGAACUGACGAAUAGUCUGGUUGAACUGGGAUCAGAGCACCAGCGUGCAAUCCGUCAAUGUAUCCGCCAGUUUGAGCUGCUAAAGAACGUCUGGCAAACGGUGCUACCGGAUAGCGUGUACAAGCAGAGCAUUUCCGGCUUAGUGGAUGUGUUUCUGCGCGAAGUCAUCAAGCGGGUGCAAAGCCUGGAAGACAUAACGACCGCCAUCGGGAAUGGUUUGGUGCUGCUGAUUGACAUCAUGAAGGAGACGCUACCGAAGCUGUUUAAGGAACCCAGCGAGGUGCAUCAGUUGGUAAAACAGUGGACCAAACUGAUGCAGUUGCGGCAGAUACUGUGCGGUUCGCUGGUAGAGAUCACCGAACUGUGGGCCGAAGGAAAGGGUCCGCUAACGAUGUGCUUCAGCGCGGAAGAAGUGAAGCACUUGGUCCGUGCCCUGUUCCAGAACACGAAGCAACGCCAGGCCUGCAUCGCCUCGAUCGCUUAGUGUAAAGCUUAGUAGAAACUUAAACUAUUAAGCAGAAAUAAUGAUAAGCAGAUAAUAAUGAAGCAAAACUGCGGCCUCUCUGGGACGAUCGUGGUUCAAAUAAUAUACUUGGCUCAAA